UUUUAUUAUUAAAAUUGAAAAUGUGGACUGUUUUAAAGAAAGGAGUCGGAAAUAAGCUGAAAAUACAAGACUUAAGACUACUAAUGGGCUCGAUAGCCCCUAGACAUACCUGGAAGAGAAGGGAGUAUGAGUAUAAGUCAGGAUAUCAACAUGGAUUUGAAAAUAAGCAUCGAAAAAUAUUGCAGAUGCUUGGAUUUGUCACAUUAUCAAGCCUCUUUUUAAAGUCAAAUACUAAUGCUUUAUGAGACCAACAAAAGCCUGAAAAAGUGCCUCUCUUUACAACUAUUAUGCAAAAAGUAUCUACAAAGAAGGAAGAUGCUGAUAAAGAGGUUGAUGAAGAGAAGUUGAAGCAGAUCAGAGAGGAGCUAAAAGACUUUAGGAAAGUAUUUUUGAUUAAAACUCUUGAUCUCCCUCUUGGGGCAACCAAGCAAAUUAGAAUCAGGAAGUAUAGUGAAAAUGUUAUGACAAGACAUAUUAUUACAUACGGAGAAAAAGACAAAGUUCUAGUUCAUAAUUACCAAGGAGACUACUAUGUCACAGGAAGUUUUUGUAGUUAUGACGGGGCUGAUAUGAGAAACGGAUGCCUCUUUGGAAACAAACUUACAUGUAGCUCCUGAGGCUCAGCAUUUAAUAUUGAAUCAGGAAGUGUAGAAAAUGGACCAGCUGUUAGAAAUAUCUCAGCAUUUCCCAUAGACAUUAAUAGAAAGACAGAUGAACUGAGUUGUUUUAUUCCUUAUGGAAGUAUCCCUCCUUAUGGGAAAAGUAAAAUCGCCGAGAAAGAUGAUAACUCAACAGAGCGGUUUGUGAUAGUCGGAGAUACUCUUGCAUCUCUAGGAGCUAUUUCUGCUUUGAGAGCAAAUUUCCAAGGUGAACUUAUUGUAAUCCCAAAUACAUUUGAAAAACCCGGGUUUGUGAAUACAAAAGCUCUUAGGGAAAAUCUCAACCCUUUAGGGGUCAAAGACCAGUAUAUUGUAGAUCCUGAUUUUCUUGAGAAGAAUUACUGAAAUAUCAACAACCAUUCAGUUGAGGACAUUGUUAAAAUUGAUUCAGCCAACAAACUUCUUUCAUUUGAUGAUGGAAGUACACUUAAAUUUUCAAAGUGACUUCUUGCUUGUGGUUCUCAUAAAUUGAAAGAAUUCGAACAAUACGAGAAUGUCUAUUCCCUUGAAAAUAUCAAAGAUCAUGCAAAGAUUCAUAAUGCAGUGAAGAAAGCUAAAAUUGUAGUGAUCUAUGGCUCAAAUUUUGAGACUUAUGAGCUUGCUUCAAGUGUCAGGAAAUUAGCAGACUCAUAUGGAAAAACAGACAUGGAUGUUAUACUUAUUGAAUCUGGUACAUCUGAACUAUUAAGAUCCUUUGGCGAAGAGGCUCACAAAACUUUAAAGGCUAUCAUGCAUAUAAAUGGGAUUAGAACUGUCUCCGACAUGAAAGUAAUUGCUACCAAUAGCAAAUCUGGCUCUUACAAUCUCGAUACAAUGACCUUAUUCCAAGAAAAGACAGGGACAAAGAUAAACCUCCAGCCAGACAUGGUGAUCACUGAGCUUGGUAUGGGAAAAUCAAUAGUCCCUAUUAGCAGCCUGUUGAUACAAAACCCAAAGAAAAGCGCAGCGAUUAUCUCUCCUAACGAAGUGGUUUCAGUAGACUUCAUGAAUUCAGUGGAGUACAACAAUCUUUACUCUAAUUUAUUCGCUGCAGGAACCUGCUCAGUUGCUACAAGCUCCUACAAAGAUGGCAAUUAUAGACAGCAAGAUGCAUUCUGAGAGGUAGACUCAGGAUUUUACGCAGGCCUCAGUAUGACAAAUAGAAGAUACGGUUUCAAGGAUGUCCCAAUGUCUAUCUUCAAUAUCGCUGGUAACAAUUUGGCAUAUAUUGGUGAAAGAGAUCCAAUUUACACUGAUGUUAUUGUUGAAGGAGACCUCAAAAAACUUAAAUUUAUCAUCUAUCUUUAUAAUCUGGAGAAGCAGAAAAACAGUAAGAGAAAAUCCUUUGAAGACCAGUGUGUUGGGAUCUUGGUGUGAAAUAUGCCAAAGAUUCACCUCUUCCUCAGAGAAGCCAUGCGGCUAGAAAUAAUGCCACUGAUUUCGAAAUUCAAAGUGAAUAAGCAUGGAAAGAGUCAAGUGUCUUUCAAGGAUAUCUGCAACAAUGUAAUCAAGAAAAGCAAGAGCCAAGUUGAAUGCAAACGUGAUGAAUAUUUGAAGUAA
This is a messenger RNA of Moneuplotes crassus, 2198 nucleotides long. Lineage: Eukaryota; Ciliophora; Spirotrichea; Euplotida; Euplotidae. The record is from the annotation of a GenBank genome assembly.